CAUUUCCUGCUCUUCCACUCUCCUCACUCUUUCUCUCUCUCUCUCUCUCUUAAAAAAAAAAAACACAAUGGCUCAAAAAAGCAUCAGAACAACACCACCACUUCUGCUUACUAUCUUCACUCUCUCUCUCUUAACUUCCCCAUCUUUUUCUCUCUCUUACACUUACACUUACAACUCCCUUGAUGUCUCCUCUUCCAUCCGCUCUACUCUCAAUGUCUUUUCAAUUCAACAACAAGAACAACAAGUCACCCUGUCUAAGAAUAAGAAACAUGCAAUUGCAAAGCCUUAUAACUCAAGUUCUACAGUACUCUCACUCAAAAUCCACCCUCGCAUGUCUCUCCACGCGCACCACCACCAGCAGCACCAGCAAGACACAGACUACAAUACCCUCACCAAGCUACGCCUCGCUCGGGACUCCGCUAGAGUGGACUCUCUUAUCACUCGAGCAGAGCUAGCCAUCCGAGGCGUAUCCCGCUCCGACUUAAAGCCAGUUGAAAAGUACAUCAGUCCCAUGGAUUUAGAAGCCCCUGUUUCAUCAGGGACUAGUUUAGGCUCUGGAGAGUAUUUCUCCCGUGUUGGGGUGGGGUCCCCUUCAAAGGAUUUCUUCAUGGUCAUUGAUACUGGGAGUGAUAUUAGCUGGCUUCAAUGUGAGCCUUGCUCUGACUGUUACCAACAAACUGACCCUAUCUUCUCUCCUACUUCCUCUUCCACAUACUCUCCUCUCACGUGCAACACACACGAGUGUUCUACUCUCGAGGUCAGCGCGUGCCGUAAUAGCGCGUGUCUUUACCAGGUCUCUUAUGGUGAUGGGUCCUACACCGUCGGAAACUUCGUCACUGAAACGGUGUCGUUUGGUACUUCUGGGAGAGUCCCUAAAGUUGCCAUCGGUUGCGGCCACGACAACGAAGGUUUAUUCGUAGGUGCUGCUGGACUUUUGGGCCUAGGUGGUGGGCCCCUUUCUUUACCCUCUCAGAUCAAAGCGACAUCGUUUUCUUACUGCUUAGUCGACCGUGACUCGUCCAAAUCGUCUUCUCUCGAGUUUAACUCAGUCAAACCCGCCGACUCAGUCACUGCCCCACUUUUGAAGAACUCUCGAGUGAACACAUUCUACUACGUGGCGCUCUCUGGAUUCAGCGUAGGAGGUCAGCAGAUCUCUAUCCCACCAUCUCUCUUCAACAUGGACGAGUCAGGUUCAGGUGGCGUAAUUGUCGACUCAGGAACCGCUGUAACUCGGUUACCAACUCAGGCUUACAACUCGCUCCGCAACGCGUUCACUCGGUUAACGCAGCACCUCACCUCCGCAUCAGCUGUCGCACUUUUCGACACGUGCUAUGAUUUCUCCUCCAUGAGCAGCGUUAAAGUUCCGACGGUGGCGCUUCACUUUUCCGGCGGACAAACGUUGGAUUUACCGGCGAAGAAUUAUUUAAUUCCGGUGGAUUCUUCUGGAACUUAUUGCUUUGCGUUUGCUGAAACGACGUCGUCGAUGUCCAUCAUUGGGAACGUACAACAACAAGGGAUACGUGUUCAUUACGACCUUGCUAGAUCUCAAGUGGCUUUUUCGGCGAAUAAUUGCUAACGCCACUACUUACUACUACCAUACCCUGAAACCAGUGGUGUUGUGUUAAUUUAAUUGACGUGCCAUAAAUUUAAUAAUUGUAUAAUUACGGUUUUAUCCUUGGUAGUUGAGUGGAAUUACUAUGUAGGUUUUGAAAAGAAUUAGAUUCCCUGGUUGUUGGGUAAGUGUAAAAGCAGAAGGGGGGGACCCACAUGGAUAAUAAGUAGUGAAUGUGGGGGGUGCAUGGAUAUUGACGGGUUUGUAUUUACUUUACUGUCACAACUCACAACUAAUACUUCCUGUUGGAGUAAUUGUCCAUUAGUGAUGAUAUUGUAGUAAUUUUAGUGAAUUUUUUUUUUUUGGUUUAUGUUUUUUUAGUUAAUUAUAUAAUUGAGAUUUGAGAGAAUUUGGUGAAAUUCUCUGUAGGAUUGUUGAUUUGUUAUAAAAAUCUAGUUGUUUGUAGA
Beta vulgaris subsp. vulgaris (sugar beet) is the source of this 2019-nucleotide messenger RNA. Its product is annotated as protein ASPARTIC PROTEASE IN GUARD CELL 1. Gene Ontology annotation, molecular function: aspartic-type endopeptidase activity. The transcript has a single exon. The record is from RefSeq and is a predicted model, not a curated record. Bases 68 to 1576 code for a protein of 502 amino acids. Gene Ontology annotation, biological process: proteolysis. NCBI's taxonomy places the organism in Eukaryota, Viridiplantae, Streptophyta, Magnoliopsida, Caryophyllales, Amaranthaceae.